AUGGCGGGCAGCAGGUACGACCAACACCAACACCAGCAGCACACAUCACUACUUCCCGUUCUGUUCCCUUCGUCGGCGUCGCAUGGCGCCGGCGCUCCUGCUCAAUCUCCUGCGCCUGCUCCCACCACUGCUCCUGCUCUUGCCCCUACUCUGGCUCCUGCCUCUGUGUCUGUGUCUGUGUCUGUGUCUGCGUCUGCGUCUGCCGCCGCCGCCGCCGCCGCCGCCGCUGCCGCCACGACAGGUCAGUCGCAGGAACCCCACGGCCCAUUGCACCUGCCACAUCGGCCGCAGCAACAGCAAGUGCAUCCGCUUCAGCGCUUGCCCCAGCGCCUGCACCAGCAGCACCCUGGCCACAGCCUUGGUCUCAGUCAUCAGCACCCGCAUCCGCACUCGCACGCCCACCAAACGCACCAGCAGCUCCAGCUCCAUCUCCUCCAGCAGCAACACAAUCACAAUCAGCAACACCCUUCGCUUGCACCAUACACCAGCAGCUAUCAGCGCAACCGAACACAAACGCAGGCUCAGGCGCAGACCCAUUCGCAGACCGACCUCCAGCACAAACUUGCUGCCAAUCCCGGCUAUAAUAUCCCCAGCCCGGCCGCCUCCGCCGCCUCGUCGUGCAGCAACUCCAACAACCCGCCCUCGACCUUGUCCUCAUACAAUCCGAAUCCCAACGCCCACGCCGUUGCGACGCCCGCCUCAUCCACCACCUCUGCCUCCGCACCAAACUCCGCCUCUGUCCGUGCUCUUUCGGCCGAUAUGGCUGGCGACUCCUCGGCCGAUGCUGCCUUUCACGACGACUUGGCAGCUCAACAGAGGGCUGCUGAGAGCUACCAGCCUGACCUCCAGAACCUGCCACAGACGUACUCUCAUUAUCGGCCAGUUCAAGGCGAUGGUAACUGCGGAUGGCGAGCAAUCGGCUUCAGCUAUUUUGAGCACCUCGUGUUUACUGGCGACCCUGAUAAAUUGAGUCAAGAACUUGCCCGCCUCACCAGCCUCAACAACUACAUUGCCAAUGUCGGUGGGUACGAUUUUGAGCUCUUCGAGGACAUGGUCCAUGAAACGCUCUCUUUAAUCAAGGAUCUUGCGGAUGUUGUGACCGAUUCGGCUACCGCCAUGGCACUCCUGAUGACACGAUUCAACGACGCACAAUGCUCCAACGCUAUUGUUUACCAUCUUCGUUUACUAGCGGGGUCUUGGUUAAAGGGCAAUGCAAACGAUUUCGAGCCGUUUCUUGUCGGCAGCGGCGGCCUGCUACAGUGGUGCAACGAGAACAUCGAGGUCCCUGACCGCGAAAUUGACCACAUUGGCAUCACCCUCCUCGCGAACAUUCUACUCAAACCCAUCGGCUUUGUUCUCGAGAUUACCUACCUCGAUCGCACACCCGGCUCGCAGGCCAACGUCUACCGACUGCCCGAAGAGGCCACAGGCCAGGACCCUGCCAACCUUGGGCCCAUCAUCUACCUUCUGUACCGGCCCGCUCACUACGACAUUCUCUACCACAAAAUGUCGUCCCGAUUCCCGAACCCUGCAGCCGGUGCCCCUGCGCCUCUCGAGCUGCAGGUCAACAGGGCCAUGUCAUUUUCCCAGCAGCACGAAGUAGCAAGCGCCACACCCUCCCUGCAUAACUUCUCAACUGUCGAUUUUAGCGCACUGGCCAUGCUGCCCGGGUUCAGCGGCCCGCCUUCCGCCAUGUCUUCUUUGGCAUCACCCACGGCAGUGUCCCCGAUGCACAACGCUUACGACCCCUCGCCGCAGACUCCCUGGCUGUCGGCCCCCUUCUCGGAUUCCGCCAUGCAGCAGACCGCGCCGCCGGCCCCGUCAGCGGCCCUUGGCCUUCUGCGGACUCAACCUCGACAACCACCCCCCUCGUCGACGUCAGGCAGCCAAGCCGCUCCCUCCAAGCCAAGCCAGCCCGUCGACUACCAGUUGCGGUUCAGCUCCCAAUGUUUCCACCUGAAGAACUCUCCCGCCGAGCCGACGUCGAUGCUCUCGCAGAAUGGCUAUACGGAACCCAACUUUACUACGACCAUGUUCAAGAACAGCCACUUCAACAAGGCCCACUAUAAUAACCCACAAUUCCAUCCUGAAGAGUGGGUGCCAGACGACGAGCCACACGACAGGAGCGUGAAUAGUAAGCGGAAGAUCCGUUCGAGGUCGGAUUAA
This is a messenger RNA of Verticillium dahliae VdLs.17, 2166 nucleotides long. Its product is annotated as ubiquitin thioesterase OTUB1. Gene Ontology annotation, molecular function: ubiquitin binding; cysteine-type deubiquitinase activity. Gene Ontology annotation, biological process: protein K48-linked deubiquitination. The transcript has 3 exons. The coding region runs from base 1 to 2166 and encodes 721 amino acids. Lineage: Eukaryota; Fungi; Ascomycota; Sordariomycetes; Glomerellales; Plectosphaerellaceae. Gene Ontology annotation, cellular component: nucleus. The record is from RefSeq and is a predicted model, not a curated record.